Molecule: messenger RNA, 3175 nt
Organism: Spodoptera littoralis (African cotton leafworm)
Lineage: Eukaryota; Metazoa; Arthropoda; Insecta; Lepidoptera; Noctuidae
Source: the annotation of a GenBank genome assembly
AUGAGAGAGUGUCUAUCGUACCCGGUUCGCGAUCAGUGUUUGAUUACCGUGAGCGUGUCGCGUGUAGAGGAGGCCCGGCGCGUGGCGCUGUUCAUGCAAGAGGGUUCGAACCUGGCAAGUAGCAAUGUGGCAUUUUUCGAGCUGUGCGCUGCGCGGUCGGCGGGCGAGCGCCGCGCGACCUCGCCUCGCGCCGCGCCCCGCGGCUCCGCCACGCCGCCGACCGCCGCUAAGCUCCCCGCGCACCGCGCACCGCCACCUCCGCCGCUAGCUACCUCCUCGCCUGUUCUCACUAGUACAUACGCUAACGGUACUGUGUGCAACUAUUCGUGGCUGUGUGGUGCAUCGCUGCCGCGUAGGUGGUCUGAGAUCACCGUGCAAGGAACUGCGAUCAACAGUGCCCGGGAGCCGGAGAGGGCAGUGACCGCGGUCGCGAUCUCGAACCGCAGCAGUGCGAGCGCGGCGGCGUGCGGCAUGGAGUGCGGCGUGGCGGCGGGCGGGUACCCCGCGCCCCCCGCGCACCCCGCUCUGUCGCCCACCGAGCGCUCGCCCGCUAAGUCCGGUCUGCACGUUAACUUCAGCGACAAAGGAGAGAAGGAGGGCGCGGCAGGGGCGGCGGGCGCGGCGGGCGCGGCGGGGGCGUGCGCCUCGCAGGAGGUGGAGGUCGACAUCGACGAGCUGCUCGACAUGGACAGCGACGAGCUGCGCCGCCGACACCUCACGACUUUACUAGCGGACGCCAAAAAACCUCAAAAAGAUGUACAUAAAUUCAUUAAUGAUUUGUUAGAAAAAGCGAAAACUCUUUAGAUUACGGAACCAAAUCUCAUUGGGUUGACUGAGGAGUGGACGACCGGUAGCCGGAGCCCACGGCGCACAUAUCAGGCAGCGCCGGACCACGAGCUCGUGACCACGCACCGGCCGUGUGGAGCCCGCUUCUAUGUCAUUGUUACAUUGUGUAAUUCUCGUAGAAUUGAUAUUGUCACUUGUUGGUACUUGAUGUCGUAACCCAAGCGCCAUCGACAGUAGCGACUAGGUUUACGACGCGUACGGACUAGCGACCUGAUAAAGUGUACCUAGACCUAAUGUAGAGCACGAGGUUCUCUGUUUGCUGAAUCUAAGCAGGCCAUUGUUUUGCUACAAGAGAAUAACUGUGUAAGGAUAGUUAUGUUAGAAAGUAUUGUAAAGUUAGCCAACUACGAUGUAUAUAGUUACAAUUGUAGGCGUCUACAUUAUGUAGCGCCGCGCGCCGUCGGCAGCCUGCACGACGACACGACAUUGGGAACUUGUUCUAAUUUACGCGUAAGAAUAUCUUGAGUGCAAUAAUACUAAUCUUAAUGCUUGUGUGGCGUACCUAUUGAAUAUAUUGCGAGGAGAUUGCUUUUUGUACUUUAAACUUACGAGACUGACUCAGUGGUCUAGUGAAGUGACAUCUUAAUCCGAAGGUGCUGCGUUAGAUUGCCAGACAAUUUUGGGCAAUUCAAUGUUAAAGUUUUGCCAGGGUUCACUCGCCCGCUCAUAUAAAACUUACGAGAUGUGCCCACAAAUAUUGGAAUUCUAUUGAAGAUACUUCACAAACUGGAAUGCGUCGAUGUGUUAAUCUACGCCCUAAUACAUUUACGUGCAUCCUACAUACUUGUACAAUCUAAUACAAUACUACUAAUCAAUGUGCAUUUCACUACAUAAGUAACUAAAAUUUUUACUAGUAGUUAAGUACACCCAACUAAACACUUCGUCGUUGGAAGAAUGAGCUCAAGUUGAGUAAGGCCUCCAACCUCGUGGCAACAGAUCUUAGAGCCCUAAAUGGCACAGCAAUAAAAUGUCAUAGAGUAUGAUUUAGAUAUUGCUUGCUCGCAAUAAAGCAGACAACAAUAUAACUACCUAAUUAUAUAAACAUAAUUAUAAUAUGUUGUACAUAAGUAUAAUAGGUAUAUUUAACGUCACAGUUUUCUAGUGGGUACCUAUUGUUUUAAUGGGGCAGUGAACAACAACCGUUAGAGCACAUUGCAUUUUUAUUAAACAAUUCAAAGUAGCUACUACACGUUCAUGAUGCUUUCAAAUUACCUAUUAACAUGUUUUCAGUUGUCAGCUGAACUGAUUCUUGGCUCAAACGAUUCGUUUUCAACUCAAAUAAGACGCACCUCAAUAACGUACUAGGAACUUUAUACGUAGAUAUAAUAUAGGUAAGGCAUACAGACGUGAUCUGAGCAAUAUCGCUAUGUAACUGGCUGUGAAAGCUGUCAGUCUUGCCUCCAUAGAUUCCAUAAGUGUUAGGAUUGAGAGACCGGGCCUGGACCUAAGCCUAGUUACGUCAGUCUACGCCACUGCCAGUAUAAUUAUUAUGGGUUAUCGUUGCAAUAUUUGUAGCGGAGCUAGUAGUCUCGAUAAUGUUCAGUGUGGUGGUCUCCAAAUGUAAUUACUUUGUAAUAAAUAAUUUUAAUAAAACAUUAUUGGUUUUAAUUACUAAUUCUUCCUUGUAAACAUCACCUACAGAUCAAGGACGUUGAAAAAAAGGCGGACGCAAUGUCACUCAAAAAUAAUUGGGGACCCAAAAUGUCAGUGGUUUAUUUAUGUGUGCGUAUGUAAUGCGCACGAAAACGGCCUCCUUGCUGCGACGCCUGCAUGAUAGUGCAGCAUUCUGAAAAUGAUUGCUGCACGACACUGGGUGGCGACAGUCAUACAUAAAAACGAGAACAGAUAAAUUUAACAAUACUAGCAUAAUUUAAGAAAUACUAUUACUAACCCACAAUUACUAACAAAACUAUGGAUAAAAGAAAAAUGGUCCGAAAUAAAAGAUUGAUUAUUAUUAUAAUGGGUAAAAAAAACAUUAGGAUGUCAAUUACUAUACGGAGUUAUUGGAACAAUAAAUUUAGUUAUAGUUGUAUAAAUUGUGUUAUAAUUGAUAAAUUAAGAUUAUAAUAUUGUAACGCGGCAAUUCGAUUUUGGUUUGUGUCGGACGCACGCGCGCAACUUUAGUGGCAACACGCUACUUCAGUAUUCCUGUUUCCCCGCCACUGACUGCUCGACUGUAUUCUCGAAGUGGUGCAAACGGUCAUUGAAGGACGCCACGCCUAGAUUUCCCCUCGCUAAAGACCAGAUGCCACACAAAACGUUUCUGAACCCUUUCCAAACGCAACUUGUGAGUGGCAUAAUGCGGUCUCUAUACAACACUACAAUACUC